CUACACCUUGAUAUAAUGUUAUGAGGUAUACUCAUUUAUCACAUGUACGUUCGGCACCGAUAAGGACGGACUCGGACGUCUCUUGUCACACGAAUAUAGUCCACAAUUUUAUUUUAAAAUGAAUGUUACGGUUAUUCAACGUUUUUUUGUGGCGAAUAUUUUAACUGCUGUUUAUAGUGGCUUAGUUGCAAUCGUUAUUUUCCUGGGGUCAUUGAUACAUCAACUUAAGAAUAUUGGUAAACAAAAGCCGAAAUUUGAUCCACCCGCAAGUCUUACUGAUCCAAAGUAUGGUGUGCAUAAAUAUAUCAAAGCUAAUAAUGUGAAAUUACAUUACGUUGAGAGUGGUAAUCCAUCUAAACCACUUAUGCUGUUUGUGCAUGGAUUCCCAGAAUUUUGGUAUACAUGGCGGCAUCAAAUUCUUGAAUUUAAUAAAGAUUACUGUUGUGUGGCACUAGAUAUGCGUGGUUAUGGAGAUUCAGAAAAACCAGAAGGAGUAUCUUCCUAUAAACUAGACAUACUUGUCGAAGACCUCCGGGAUUUUGUACAAAAAUUGGGUCGGAACAAGUGCAUACUUGUAAGCCACGAUAGGGGUGGCAUAGUUGCCAGUAAGUUUCGUGACACACAUCCUGAGUAUGUAGAUGGUUUAAUAAUGUUAGCAAGUAUAACCAGAGAAUCUUGGCAUGGAGAGAUUUGGGGUAACCUUAAGCAGCAUUUCCUUUCAUGGUAUACUUUAUUUUUCCGCGUGCCAAAGUUACCUGAGUGGGGACUACAGAUGCGAGAUUUAGGAAUUUUUGAUGUUAUGUUAAAACAUGGUGACAAAAACGCCGAUAAGGAUACUAUUGAUUGCUACAAAUACACUUUUAGUAAACCGGGUUCCUUCACUCCACCGGUAAACUACUACCGAGCGAUAUUCUCUUUGUCAUGCCCAGAGAAAUACAUAGAUAAUAAUGUACCAAUGCUUGUCGCUAACGCAGAGAAAGAUAUAGCACUAAGUCCAAACUUAUUAAAUCGUAUGAAGGAGGAAUACAAGUAUAUUGAAACAAUGCUAGUAGAGGACACACUUCAUUUCUUACAAGAACAGAAACCAGAAAAAGUCAACAAGAUUAUGAGAAAAUUCCUCGCUAAGCAUAAAUUAUAGAUUUAGAUCAUAAUUAAAAAAUUACAUUGCA
This is a messenger RNA of Papilio xuthus (Asian swallowtail), 1169 nucleotides long. RefSeq names its product epoxide hydrolase 3-like. The coding region runs from base 119 to 1138 and encodes 339 amino acids. The transcript has 6 exons. Gene Ontology annotation, molecular function: catalytic activity. The record is from RefSeq and is a predicted model, not a curated record. Lineage: Eukaryota; Metazoa; Arthropoda; Insecta; Lepidoptera; Papilionidae.